AUGGCUGCUGGCUCCAAGGUUUUCUCCCUCGAGGGCAAGGCCCUCAAACUCGACACCGCCCAGGACCUCGAGGCUCACAUCGCGCCUCUCCGCGCCUCAGAAGAUGUCGAGGAGGUCCGCAUUCUCGGAAACACCCUCGGUGUAGAGGCAUGCAAGCUCCUCGGCGAGGUCCUUGCCACCAAGAAGACUCUCAAGAUCGCCAACCUCGCAGACAUCUUCACCGGCCGGUUGCUCAGUGAGAUUCCGGACGCGCUCGACUCGCUGCUGACGUCACUGCUCAACCUGCCGAACCUGCACACCGUCAACCUCAACGACAACGCCUUUGGCAUCAACACGGUCAAGCCCCUCCUGCCGUUCCUCUCGAGCCACGUGCCCCUGCAGCACCUGUACCUCAACAACAACGGCCUGGGCCCGCACGCGGGCAUCCUCGUCGCCGACGCCCUGUCCGAGCUCCACGGCAAGAAGGAGGCCGCCCGCAAGGCCGGCCAGGCGGUGCCGGACCUCGAGACCGUCAUCUGCGGCCGCAACCGGCUCGAGAACGGCAGCAUGACGGCCUGGGCAAAGGCGUACAGCCUGCACGCCAACAUCCGCGAGAUCAAGAUGGUCCAGAACGGCAUCAGGCAGGAGGGCAUCUCGCACCUGCUCAGCGAAGGGCUCAACCACUGCAAGCAACUCCGCGUGCUCGACCUGCAGGACAACACAUUCACCAUCACCGGCGCCAAGGCCCUCGCCAAGGUCGCCCCCCUGUGGACCGAGAUCACGGAGCUCGGCGUCGGCGACUCCCUGCUCGGCGCCAAGGGCGGCGUGCUCGUCGCAAAGGCCCUCGCCAAGGGCGAGAACAAGAAGCUCGAGAUCCUCCGGCUGCAGUACAACGAGAUCACGGCCGCCGGCGUCAAGGGCUUCGCCGAGGCCGCCGAGCAAGGGCUCCCCGCGCUCAAGAAGAUUGAGCUCAACGGCAACAAGUUCACCGAGGACGACGAGGGCAUCCUUGCCCUGCAGGAGCUGCUAGGCGACCGCAAGGAGAAGCUCGGCGGAGACGUCGUGGACGAGGAUGCGUGGGGCGUCGAUAGCCUGAGCGACCUCGAGGAGCUCGAUUCCGACGAGGAGGAGGAGGAGGAAGAGGAUGACGAUGACGACGAGAAGGACGACAUCAAGCCCGAGGUCAGGGCGCAGAAGCUCGUCAAGGAGGCCGAAGAAGCGCAGGAGGAGCCGACAGUGCAGCUCAAGGACAAGGACGUCGAUGCGCUGGCCGACAAGCUCGGCAAGACGCAGAUCUAA
Messenger RNA from Microdochium trichocladiopsis, 1278 nucleotides. RefSeq lists its product as uncharacterized. Gene Ontology annotation, biological process: activation of GTPase activity; nucleocytoplasmic transport. Gene Ontology annotation, molecular function: small GTPase binding; GTPase activator activity. The record is from RefSeq and is a predicted model, not a curated record. Gene Ontology annotation, cellular component: cytosol; nucleus; perinuclear region of cytoplasm. The transcript is spliced from 2 exons. The coding region runs from base 1 to 1278 and encodes 425 amino acids. Lineage: Eukaryota; Fungi; Ascomycota; Sordariomycetes; Xylariales; Microdochiaceae.